Messenger RNA from Cygnus atratus (black swan), 561 nucleotides. Its product is annotated as interferon lambda-3-like. The coding region runs from base 1 to 561 and encodes 186 amino acids. The record is from RefSeq and is a predicted model, not a curated record. Gene Ontology annotation, biological process: positive regulation of immune response; innate immune response; cell surface receptor signaling pathway via JAK-STAT. The transcript has 5 exons. NCBI's taxonomy places the organism in Eukaryota, Metazoa, Chordata, Aves, Anseriformes, Anatidae. Gene Ontology annotation, molecular function: cytokine activity.
AUGCUGUGCCCCAUGUUCGCCGUGGCGCUGGUGGUGGGCCUGGGGCCCCUGCUGGUGGGCGCCUUCCCCCAGGACGCCCCGAAGAAGACUUGCCGCCUCUCCCAGUACGGGUCCCUGGUAUCUUCCGAGUUGAUGGCGGUGCAGAAGUUGAGGGAGUACUUUGAGGACAUCAUGCUGCUAACAGACCGAAAAUGCAGCACCAGGCUCUUCCAUCGGAAGUGGAAACCCAACGAGCUGUCGGUGCCCGACCGACUCCUCCUGGUGGAAGCCGAGCUGGACCUCACCGUCGCUGUGCUGGCACACCCCACGGUCCACAAGCUGGCCAAGAUGAGCCAGCAGCCACUGGCUUUCCUGACCCAAGCCCGGGAGGACCUGCGAGGCUGCGUGGCCGCUGAGGCUCCUUCGCAUCAGCCCUCUGGGAAACUGAGGCACUGGCUGCAGAAGCUGGAGACGGCCAAAAAGACGGAGACCGCCGGCUGCCUGGAGGCCUCCACCAUCCUCAACCUCUUCCAAGUGCUGAACGACCUGGGGUGCGUGGCCAUUCCGGAGCGGUGCACGUAG